UCGGGAGCGAUUUUGCAUCUUUGACACCUCUAGAAUUUACGCGUAAAAAAAGCGUAAAAACUCAAUUAACAAUUGAUUUGGACUUAAAUUAACAGUGUGAUUAUGAUUAGUGAGACCCAGCCGAUAGCAAAAUGUUGAAUGCAGUGCCUUCAGCGGUAGUGCGGCAGCGAGUGACGUCACUUAAGUAAAACAACAACAAAAGACAGUGGGGUGCCGCAGCAACAAAAGGGAAUCAAUAACAAAAAAGCAGAGAGAAAAUCGUAAUUUCGUGAACAAUUUGCAUACGAUUGGGUGGUUAGGUAAUAGCGAUAGCCAUCACAAACGCACAAAUCACGAAAUGAGUAAACUAGAGACGGAUUCGGACAGUUCUGAAGAGUUUUUCGAUGCCGAGGACACUACGCCCAACCGCCAUUCAACUUUAAGCCGGAAACUGCCUCCAGAGGUGGUCCAGGAGUUUAUCUUUCCCGAUCCCGCCGUGCGAGUGAACGCCGCCGCCUCCUCUGAUAGCGAUGCUACACCCAUUGGCGCUGGAACGCCUGCGACCCGGAGUCCUACGAACAGCCUGGGUGCCCGGUUAAAGCAGCAGGAUGCCGGGGUCUUCGUUGAGCCUAAACCAGUGCUCGGAUCUUUGGGUAGACAGCGCUUUCACGAACUACGUCAGUGCAUGCAAAACGAUGAAGAUGAUAAUCCAGGAAAUACACUCACACCUGAUUCUCAGAACAGCUCAACGGACGGCAUUUUUACCAAUCGUUCAACACAUCCGUUUAAGGUCAUUGAGACCGAUGCGAUGAGCAUACAGAGCAUGACAUCACUGGGUCGCGUGGGCCGUAUCUUGGCGGGCAGCAUUGAUCCAUCUGCUAUAAGCGUCGAUCGCGAGUCCCUAGCGUCGUUAAAUGCCCAACAGCAAAAGCAACAGGCGCAGCAGCAACAACAGGCGCUGCCUGCAUCAUCUACCAAUUCCGCCACUCCACCGAGCACUGGAAACACCUCUUCAGGGAUGAGUACGCCCAGGGUUUCGCCCAAACAUCUUCAAAGCGGUCAGGAAGCAGCAGCCACUACAACUGGGAUUCCUAGCGCCGCAUCUUCCACGCAAUCCUCAACUGCUGGCGCCAUAAUGCUGCAGGAACCUGAUGUGAUAGCAAGCACAAAGCUUGCCCAGUCUAAAACUACAGAUUCCAUCACCUCGUCUGGACCUGUGGCGCCGCCGAGAAGAAAGAAGAAGUCUCGAAACUGUUCUAUUAGUUCCUCCGAUCAGUAUAGUUUGCCCCCGGCGGAUAAUGAAGAUACCGAUAGUGAUACCCGAUCUGUGAAGAGUGUACAGGGCCUUCAGCAAAAGUUGCGCGAUGACUUUGUUAUCGAGUUUGAAAGCUCCCUGAAUGAUGCAACUGCGUCAGCCUCCAGUAACACAUUGACUUGCUCCUCCACGAACACCAUCGUCUCCGCUUUAGCCUCGACUACGACGGCAUCUUCGUCCAUGCCAUCCACAAGUGCAAUUCAUAUGCGUCCCAACAUGAAUUCGGUCACGAUGGCUGGUGCAAAGCCCACGCAAUCUCUGGGAAGCAGUUCAACAUCGGUUCACUCCAAGCCAAGUCCAUCGAAUUCUGGGAAAAGUAACUCGGCACCAGGGAGGGUUAGUUCCAUUGAUCCAAAUCAGGGUCUAAACCUCUUUAAGGCCAUUCAGGGAGGUUACGUAGUGAAACCACGCGAUGAGGCCAGUAAUAAGGCGCAGGGUCCGUCCCAAGAUGAAAUCGAGCGCAUUGAGAAAAUGCUCAUGGAAAGUGCGAACCGACCGAAGUUGGCGGGAACAGGAUCCAACAGCUUGGGCAGCUCUACUCGGUACCCCGGAUUCUACCGUGGCGUAAACGACAAGGAGCGACGCAAGUCCGCUGGCGACGAAGAUGUGCUUAAGCAGAUGAACAUUUAUGUGCGAACACGUACCAGCUCAGGCAAGCAGCUAACGGACUUUGAGAUCCUUGAACAAGUUCCUGUUAAAAAUUUAGACACGGGAGAGAAUAUGCCGCUUUCCGAAAUGCGUUCACCACCAGUGCCUGAGGGAUGGAAUCCGCUCUCGCUCCACAUCCUUAAGCUGACCUCCCACCUGGAGGUGAUCCAGAAGGAGUCCGACGAGGAGAGUGUAAUUGGCAUACCACCUAGUACUGAGGGUCAGCAGCCCGACGAGGAGGAGCUCGAAACGGAAGAUGGUAGUCGACUGAAAAAGAAAACUGCGCGGAUCAAACGCUUCUUUGGCACCACAAUGCGGAAGACAGUUGAUAAGGCCAAGUCGAUUGCAUCCGAGGUGUCACAUGCGCGACACAAGGAGGAUGUGGCCGAUAUUGUUGAUGCUAUGAAUCCCGAGCAAAACAUUAAAAUCAAAGCUUCGUCGUCCAACAAAGGUCCUUAUGAAUUUACUAAGCUGCAGCACGUCCAGGAUUUGAGUGGCGAAGACACGAGUGCUGUGUGGUGCAUGAAGUUCAGCUCGUGCGGACGACUGUUGGCCACUGCUGGGCAGGACAAGGUGUUAAGGAUUUGGGUUUUAAAAGAUGCCUAUCCGUUCUUCCAGGACAUGCGCAACAAAUACAAUGCUGACCAAAAAUCCUCGCCUACGCCCUCCCAAGAGUCUCUUGUCUCGCAGCAUUCAGCGGAAGAAGCCAUUGCUAUGGCCACCGCAGCCGAAAAAUGUACAGGCCCUUUCAUGCCGAAACCCUUCUGCACCUACAAUGGACACACCUCCGACCUACUGGACGUCAGUUGGUCAAAGAAUUACUUCAUUCUGUCAAGCAGCAUGGACAAGACUGUUCGGCUCUGGCACAUAUCCAGAAAGGAGUGCCUUUGCUGUUUUCAGCAUAUUGAUUUUGUCACCGCUAUUGCGUUCCAUCCACGCGAUGAUCGCUACUUUUUGAGUGGGAGCCUCGAUGGCAAACUAAGGUUGUGGAAUAUACCCGACAAAAAGGUUGCUCUUUGGAAUGAGGUAGAUGGCCAGACAAAGCUUAUAACGGCUGCCAACUUCUGCCAGAACGGGCAGUUUGCUGUGGUGGGGAGCUACGAUGGCCGUUGCAUAUUUUAUAACACGGAUCAGCUGAAAUAUCACACGCAAAUUCAUGUACGUUCCACCAGGGGCAAAAAUCGUAUUGGCCGCAAGAUCAGUGGAAUUGAACCGAUGCCCGGAGAGGACAAGAUUCUAGUCACCUCAAACGACAGCAGAGUCCGGCUCUACGAUUUGAGGGACUUAAAUUUGUCCUGCAAAUACAAGGGCUACUUAAAUGUGUCCUCGCAAAUCAAGGGAUCGUUUAGCCACGAUGGAAAGUAUAUCAUUGCUGGAUCCGAGAACCAGUGCAUCUAUAUAUGGAAAACAAACCACGACUACUCGAAACUCAGCUCGGUUCGGCGAGAUCGCAGUGAUUUUUGGGAAGGCAUCAAAGCACACAAUGCCACGGUUACUUGUGCCAUAUUCGCGCCACACCCAGAGGCUAUUAUUAAGCCCGAACCGGAUGAAAUCUCGAAUGAGAAGUUGGCUCACAAUCAGCCGGAUCCACUGGUCGAGCAGCACAAAAAGGGAUGUGGUUACGUGUUGGUCAGCGCCGAUUUCAAUGGGGCCAUAAAGGUCUUCAUAAACAAGACGAAGCCGAAACACAGCAGUCUACCCUACACGGCCAUCGCGGAUUAGUCUUUAGGUAGAAGAUGAGAAAAAUAGAAGAGUGAAAGUAAAAUAUUAUUUUAUUUUUGUAUUUGUGACAUUUUGUAUCGUUAGUAACUAGCGCCAUCGCUUAUUUAUAUGCAUAAUCCGUAAUUACUAAUUUCUGUCUGUCCCCACACCUACUUUAUUCCCAUUGUAAAAGUUUGUUAACAAUUGCUGCUGGCGCGAACUGUUUAGUCUUACGCAAAAUAUGUUAUGUAUUUUUAAAGCUGAGUGUGUGAAUAUGUGUAUAGAUAUUUGUUUAACAAGUUGAUUAUUUCGAAAGUCAAUUGUUUAUUGUUAUGCCCUUGUAAGUUACAUUUUGACUGUACAGAACUUCGAUUUUGAGAUUCUCGAUUAAUUUUAAAUCUGUCCGUCUGGCCAUAUGACCCCACUUUGAUAUAUCUAGUUAGAACUUAACUAAUGACCAACCUGCAAGGGUACGAACGACUCGGAGCGCCGAAUCGAAAAUAAGUUAUUUUAAAAGUCUACAGACUUAACCUAACCAUCUUAUUAUAAUUAACUUUUAAACAACAUAUAUUUUGUGUAAAGUAAAAAUGUGCAAACAGGAAA
Drosophila eugracilis is the source of this 4246-nucleotide messenger RNA. Its product is annotated as WD repeat-containing protein 44. The coding region runs from base 338 to 3664 and encodes 1108 amino acids. Gene Ontology annotation, molecular function: protein binding. NCBI's taxonomy places the organism in Eukaryota, Metazoa, Arthropoda, Insecta, Diptera, Drosophilidae. The record is from RefSeq and is a predicted model, not a curated record. The transcript is spliced from 10 exons.